AUGUCAAUCGACCUCAACUGGGACACCGUCACCGGCGGCCCCGACGGCCAAGAACUCGCCCACAAAAUCCGCGAUUUUAUUCACGAAAAGUUCCAGGCCGUCCCACUUCCGCGUUUCAUCAAGUCCGUCACCGUUCACGACUUUGAGUUUGGCUCCAUUCCUCCCGAGAUCGAGCUCAAGGAUAUCACCGACCCCCUUCCCGAUUUUUACGAAGAGCAACCCGGUAUAGACUCCUCGGAAGAAUCAGACUCGGAAGAAGAAGUCGCCUACGAAAAUGAAGGCGAAUACCUCGACGACCCAGUCGAGCAGCAGUACGGCAGGCUGAGAGGCGCCUCUGCCUCAGAAUCACGGCGAAGACUCACAGUAAACAGCAGUACCGGAAGCAGAAAUGGAAGUGGCCCCAAUUCAGGCAGAGUAGCUUACCUUCCACCGCACCUGAACCCACACUACAGCGGCGGCAGCGGCAACAACAGUUCACAGAGCCUGGACAGAGAUGGCAGAUAUUACCGGGACCCAAACACAGCAGGUCUCGGCGGUCCCGCCCACGGCACCAACCACCACCACGCCGACCUAGGCUCUCCCUUUCUCGGCGUGUCCACCCCCGGAAUCCCCGGCGGGACCUCCAACCUCAAUCUGCAUUACUUCACCUCGCAAUUCACCGCCGGCCUCUCCGGCACACAAACGCCUCUAGCCGCCGUAGCUGGCGCCGCCCACCAACGCGGCCCCUCAUGGAUUGCAGACCAACAACAACAGCAACAAAACAACAUACUACCAGGAGCAGGAGGAGGAGGAGCAGGAGGAAUGGGAGGACCAGUAGCAGCAGCAGCAGCAGCAGCAGCAACAACCCAAGGUCUUCACAGCUCAUCCACGCCCAAUCUCCGGCUUCACUUCCCGGGAGUUGGAACUGGCAAAAACGCACCGGGACCCAGCCCCCUCACCGGCACCAGCACCCCAUUAGGUACCUUGGGGACCGCCGGCGGCGUGGGAGGCAUUGGUCGCGGAAUGGGCAUGGCGGGCAUGGGAAGCAUGGCAAGCAUGGGCUACCCGCCGACUGCUCCUGUGCUAGCCAUCCCGACGGGUCCGAGACACAAGAGAAAUCCUUCUUCGCAGAGCUUGAACUCUGUGGGCGAUUAUAGCCCGGUUGCGCCGGCGCCGGCGGAGAGACAAGGGUUAUUCUCGGCAGCUGCUGCUUCGCCACCGUCGUCUACGCCAUCGCCGGCAGUGGGACUGGGGAUUGGGGGAAGGGGAAUUGGGGCGGCUGGUGCUGGUGCUGGUGCACUAGCGACGAGUGGACCGAGACUACAGAUUCCCAAGCAAGGGCUGAGGGAGAAGCAUAGCGUUUCUACCUUGGCACCCAACUCGGCUGGGACAAGUAACAACCGGGCGGGGUCGGCCAUCUUGGAUGACGAUGACGGGUUCUUGGAUGGGAUGCAUGAUCAUCGGGACCACCCGGCUCAACAGCUGGAGCCUGAGGAAGAUGAAGAGGAGGAAGAGGAAGGGGAAGAAGAAAGGCAACGGUUUCGGGAACCAAGGGUGGAAGACAUCCAAGCUGUGUUCCGCAUCAAAUACGCUGGCGAUGUCAAGCUCUUGCUGACGGCUGACAUCCUGUUGGAUUACCCCAUGCCCAGCUUUGUGGGGAUUCCGGUGCGGUUGAGCAUCACGGGACUCACGUUCGAUGGCGUGGGAGUGGUGGCGAAUAUCAGGAAGAGAGUGCAUUUCUGCUUUUUGAGCCCUGAAGAUGCUGUGGCUGCUGUGGGUGGGGAGGAGAACAAGGCUGCUGGGAGCGGGAAUGGUUCUGGGAUAGGAGGCAGCGACGGGGCAAAGACAAAGAUGGGUGGGCUGUUGCAGGAAAUCCGCGUCGAAAGUGAGAUUGGGCAGAGAGAAAGCGGUAAGCAGAGCUUGAAGAACGUGGGUAAAGUGGAAAGGUUCGUGCUGGAGCAGGUGAGGAGGAUCUUUGAGGAGGAAUUUGUUUAUCCUAGCUUUUGGACGUUCUUGGUGUAG
This is a messenger RNA of Neurospora tetrasperma FGSC 2508, 2001 nucleotides long. RefSeq lists its product as uncharacterized. The record is from RefSeq and is a predicted model, not a curated record. Gene Ontology annotation, molecular function: lipid binding. The coding region runs from base 1 to 2001 and encodes 666 amino acids. The transcript has a single exon. Gene Ontology annotation, biological process: mitochondrion organization; phospholipid transport. NCBI's taxonomy places the organism in Eukaryota, Fungi, Ascomycota, Sordariomycetes, Sordariales, Sordariaceae. Gene Ontology annotation, cellular component: ERMES complex.